UCAUAGGGCCUUUCAUCACGUAUCCCCUAGCGCAAACCAUCCUGUGCCCCAAGUGAUCAGAGCCAAACAGGCCAGAGGGCGAAGUUGUUACUACAUCAGAAAUCAGACGGCAAUCAAGCCACAUCGAUUAGCAGUGGAUCUCGUCAGUUUUCCUGAACCGACUGAUCGAUGUCACGGUGUAAAACCUGCAUUUCCGAAAUCUUCUGGGAAUAGUUUUAUUUAUGGACGACACAGAGGACUGGUGAGGUGUCUACCUAGGAAGCGAACAAAUAAUUUAGGACAUUUGGCAAUAGGUGGAGUUCGACUAUUAAGAGUUACGUGCGUACGGUGCUUAAUCACAUAACUAACUCGCGUUUGACUUCGCCAUCGAGUUUAGUAAAAACACACGCGGAGGAAGCAUGUGGGCUCUUGAGACAUUGCUUCUCGUCAUAUUCAUCGUUUUAGAACAUGAAGUGAAUGGAUUGCCAGUAAAACCGGGUUGCGACCCCGAUAAAUUGGACGAAUGCGGCUCAGAGUUGGUUAUUUUUGGAACAGGACAUCGUAUUCCAGAAACCGAGGAUGAGCUUCGCCAGCAGUGCAGAAUUGAGCGGGAAGCUGAAAUGUGCGCCCGUGAAUUCGCUAAGGAAUGCCUCCCUCCUCUACCGCGGGGAAUGGUGAUCGUUAUACUCGAAGGUAUCAGCCAAGAAGUGACUUGGAAAUGCAAUCCGAACCACACUCUUCAUCAUGAUUUCAUUCGUCAUGCUUCGUGCAUGAACAAGAUCGGCCACACGCUACAUCGCUGCAUGACCAAUCUUACCCUGAAGCUAGAUUAUAGUGCUGGAGUAGAGCCCCACCUUCGAGUUGGACGGUCAUGCUGUAAUUUCCAGGAGUACAUCACAUGCUCAUCAAAGGCCGUCGAGAAAUCUUGCGGGAAAGAAGCUGGCGAAUAUAUCCGAAAAUUGUUGACGCGGUCUGCUGGCGACUUCAUUGAGAUUGCCUGCGUAAAUCAUAAAACAGACGCUCCUGCGUGUCGGAAAGUGAACGCGCAAGGUGGAAUUAGCUCGAACAAUGUCAACUAUCGCAUCGGACAACUGAAUGAGGUGAACUCAAACAGGUCGAUGUCGCUUCUUUCGCCUCUGGCGAAACUCGUUACUGCUGAGGGAUAAAAAAUUAAGGGCCGAUAACCCUCAUGAGUAACUGUCGCUCUCGAUUUGGAUUCUUGAAGAUGAUAUCAUUAGACCGGACUGCCAAACUGCCGUUUACGAGAAAUACAGCGUUACCGAUCCAGCCACACGAUAGGAAUUCUAAAAAGCCCCUUUUUUUACUACCUACGGAGCACUUCGAUACAGCCACUCGAGCAGAAAGUUUUUUCUAUCUGUGCGCUAAGAACUGCGAACACAUACGUAGACCGACCUCUGCAUUUAUUACUAUGCGGAACAUUAUAAUAUUAUUAUUAUGAAAUUAUGCGGAAUUCUUAUUAUUCCUACCGUCUGAGCUAAAGCCGUAAUGACAUGUAUUAUUAACGCGCUUGCUCAGCAGCAUUAAGCGCAUAGAGAUGUCCUUUUGUUAUUGACAGCGAUAAAAUAUGGUUGGUAGCUGCGCUCGCAGAAAUCAAUUCAUAAGUCGAAGUAUAUAGAGGAAGCUUCUUGAAUGAAAAGUGGGCCUGAAGAACUGACAACUUACUGUGAACAUUACAACUGGAGAUGCGAUUGUUAUACAUUCUCUCCGCUUGUCUAGUUAGUUAUUUGUGUUUGUUAUUGUUGUGUCGUCCUUUUGGAAUAACUUCGAAAAUACACAAACACACACAGAGUCUUAAAGAUGUAGUAGUAUUGAAGUAUUUUGCUAAGUCUGUCUAUCAAACCAUGUAGCCUUCAACUUUAUGUAUAUGUAAUGUUACUCAUGACGUCUUCGGACAUUGUAAAUAUUAAAUGACUGAAUAAAUGAAUAUUUCUCCAAACAUACACAU
Molecule: messenger RNA, 1945 nt
Organism: Varroa destructor (honeybee mite)
Lineage: Eukaryota; Metazoa; Arthropoda; Arachnida; Mesostigmata; Varroidae
Source: RefSeq, a predicted model, not a curated record